CUCUGCAUCAUUACGCACCGCAGGUUUUUCUCCCUCUGCGCUUCUAAUCGAGCCGUCACAUUCUUUGGGUUUCCGUCAGUUCGGACACACCUAGGCCAGCAAAGCAAUGUCUGACUUCUCUGAAGAUCAAAUCCUUGAAUUUAAGGAGGCCUUCCUCCUGUUUGACAGGACAGGAGAUGGGAAGAUCAGCUACAGCCAGUGCGGGGAUGUGAUGCGGGCCCUGGGACAGAACCCUGUAAAUGCUGAGGUGCUAAAAGUACUGGGCAACCCCAAAUCUGAGGAGAUGAAUACCAAGAUGCUGGACUUUGAGCAGUUCCUGCCCAUGUUCCAGGCCAUCGCCAAAAACAAAGAUCAGGGGUCCAUGGAGGAUUUCGUGGAAGGACUUCGUGUCUUUGACAAGGAGGGCAACGGCACAGUAAUGGGAGCUGAACUACGUCAUGUGCUCACCACGCUAGGUGAGAAAAUGUCAGAGGAAGAAGUUGAGACACUGUUGGCUGGGCAUGAAGAUGCAAAUGGAUGCAUCAAUUAUGAAGCAUUUGUUCGUCACAUCAUGUCAGGCUGAGGGCCGAACUGGUCCGGAUGGUUAUGAAUGGAUGAAGAUGAACAGCGUCACUUUUCUUUUUUCAUCAGAAUCACAUUCCUAUAUAUUUCCAUAUAGCUUUGUCAGUUCACCCCAACGAUUUCCAUGAGUUUCUUUUAAGAAGUGCCUUUACAUUCCCUAGCAAAGACCAUAAAGCCCCAUUUUUAGCCCUGUUUAUUUGUAUCCAUUGAGAAAUAUUUGAGCUUGCAUAGUU
Molecule: messenger RNA, 794 nt
Organism: Cyprinodon variegatus (sheepshead minnow)
Lineage: Eukaryota; Metazoa; Chordata; Actinopteri; Cyprinodontiformes; Cyprinodontidae
Product: myosin light polypeptide 6
Exons: 7
Coding region: 107-562 (151 amino acids)
Cellular component (GO): myosin II complex
Molecular function (GO): structural constituent of muscle; calcium ion binding
Source: RefSeq, a predicted model, not a curated record